Asterias rubens (European starfish) is the source of this 4146-nucleotide messenger RNA. RefSeq names its product NF-kappa-B inhibitor epsilon-like. The record is from RefSeq and is a predicted model, not a curated record. Lineage: Eukaryota; Metazoa; Echinodermata; Asteroidea; Forcipulatida; Asteriidae. The coding region runs from base 314 to 1528 and encodes 404 amino acids. The transcript has 4 exons. Gene Ontology annotation, molecular function: protein binding.
CAUCCACGACCGGCGGCUGCGUGGACAAAUUCGACACUUACAAAAAGCAUCUCAACCCGAGUAGGAAGGAAUCUCUUUUAGUUGCAGUAAAUUUUGAAUUUGUAUAAUUCAGUAUUUUGUGCUCCCUUUGGUAUCAGUUUAGAUCCACACAACCUGUGAAAAACUUCAGUACUUACUAGAUUUCGCCAACGCAACGGUAAACGAGUCAUUUGAUUUUGACCAUCAUCAACUGAAGCAACGCACGUAAUACACACAACAAACGGAACAUUUUGUGUGUAGUUUCCAGCGAUUCGAGAAGCAAAUCAAAGACAAGAUGUCUUUACCCAGUGAUGUUGAAACAGACUCCGUCAUGGAUAGUCCAGCAGAGAUUCAUAUGAACAUGAAUAAGCUACAAUCUAAACUUCCCAGCGUUACUCAAGACGAGAGAUUUGACUCCGGAAUUGACUCGUUACGUUCUGUUGAUUCGGCGUACUGCUUGAGCUUCGAAAGGGAAUCGAGCCUGGCUUCGAUAAAUGAGAAGACGUCUCUCACAUCACACCUGCAACAGCUCCAUCUUUCACAUGAAACAAGAACAGAAACCGAGAAGACUGAAACGACAGUAGAAGACAUCGAUGAAGCUUAUCAUGAUGAGUGUACUAUGUCUGAAACACUCGACAAUUUGGAAGAAACUGCAAGAAUUGUGGAAUAUCCUGAACAAAGAUGCACGGGACGUCUUACAGAUGAUGCCUUCGACCAAGACCAAGAGGGAGAUACGCCCCUUCAUCUUGCUAUUAUUCAUAAGGAAGUGGACUUCGCAGAAAAAUUCAUCAUCUUUGUUGCAGAUCCUGAGUUACUGAACAUCAGCAAUGAUCUUAUGCAGACUCCUUUACACCUUAGCGUAUUAACAAGGCAACAAGAUAUCUGUCGUGUUCUCGUCUUGGGCAAUGCCCAAAUCGACUGCACCGACCGAAACGGCGACACUCCUCUUCAUAUUGCAUGCAGACUGAGAGAUGAGGGCUGUAUCAGAGCUCUGACUGAAGGAAUAUCUCCACUCGAGCGUAAGAGAGGGAUGGUUCCACAGAAUAGAGCAAGUGGGGUACAACAGCUUCCACAGAAUCUUGAACUCAGAAACUUUGAAGGCUACACAUGCAUCCAUAUUGCAGGAUUCGCUUGUAGCGUCGAUCAGUUGGAGUACCUUGUGCAGCUAGGCGGCGACAUAAAUGCCCCGGAUGGAAAGAGCGGAAGGACCAUUCUCCACUACGCUGUAGAGGCGGGUGACUUUUCUCUUUGUCAGUACCUCAUUGCGAACUUGGGUGCCAAUGUUAAUGCGUUGACCUUUGACCAGUGCACACCCUUACACUUGGCAGUAGGGCGAGGCCUGAAGGCCAUCAUGCUGUUGUUAGUGGGGAACGGAGCAGAUAAAGACCUCAGAAACUUUGAAGGAGAGCGACCCUGUGACCUGUCAAGAGAUGGAGAAUUGAUGCUGUACAUGAACGCAGGAUCUGAGGAUAGUAUGUACACAGAUAUUAGAAUACAAGGACAAUAUUGAGGGUAUUCUGAACGGUAUAAAUUCGCUUUGAACAUGGGCAUGCUGUAUGCAUUACAAGUAUGUACUGAGCUAUGAAACUGGGCAGUUAAAUUUUGUAUACAAUGUAGGAUAUGUAUCAUUUGUGAAUAGGUAGUUCCAAAUAGGCGCCAUCUUUAAUAUGGGCAAUUUUGGUUUGUUUUUUUUGAGCUCGUCAGGUGUUCUAACUUUUCUAUGCAGCAGCUAAGUUCCCCACCGACCAAUUACGGCAACAAAUGUAAAUAAAAAAAAUAAAAAAAUGGCCUGUCCCAAACGCAGCAUUUGUGCAGAACGCAUAUUGUUUGUAUUUGAAAAAAUUAUUUAUCAUUGCCCGUAAUUAAUGGCCGGCUGUGCACAGUGUUGCAUCAAGUGGGAACUAUCUUUCAUAUUUUAUGACACUAUGAAGGAGAAAGAGACGUAUGUAUAAAUGUAAAUACAUCAGUUCAUAUGUGAUUAAUUUGCCUGAAUAUUAGGCCAUGUAGUUUUAAGUAAUUUCUCGGGACAUGGUUGUGUAUCAAUUCUUUUCAUAUUUACAUUAGAUUAAUUUUCUAAGAAUUCUACCAGUCAAACAUCAACAAAGAGUGUGAUUCAUCUGUGGAUGUUAUCAAGAAACCUGUAAUUUGUUAAAUAUUCACAACAAAAGUGAGGUAUGAUGGGGUUCAUAUUAAUGGCAAUAAUUUCACUGUCGUGGACCAAUAAAGUCCGUCAAACAGUUAAUGUAAAAAUAGUCUGGAUUGCGACAUGCUGGUUUUUUAUUAGUGACCUGUAGAGGGCAAAACAUCAACUGCUCCGAAGGACUGGGCAAGUCUUUACAGUCAAGAUUUGUCACCACUUGCACCAAAUUUGCAAAUUAGUAAUGUCACUGUAAAAACAUUACAUUAGACCUUAUGCAUUGACAUCACUAUUCUAGAUAGGGGUAAACCAAUUUUUAUUAUGAAACAUUGAAAAUGAACAGAUUUGUACUCGCAUUGCAAAGCAAUUGGGAGUUACUCAAAGGUUUAAAAUGCCAUCAUUUCAACAUGCCUUGCUAGAAGUUUAACCGAGUUUCAGACUUUCUUGUCAGUAUUGACUCUCAUCCCUGCCUACUCAUACACCAUGUUCAUAUAAAGGUCUAUUUGAAUCUUUUUUGGCACAGUUUGGCUUCAGGAUAAUGGAGUCUUAUACAAAUGUCUGAAGCUGUGUUAUUUGUUAAAGUUCAUUUAGAAACCCUUCCUUGCUCUUUUCAACUGACUUUGUUUUAUACUUUAUGAAAGGUCAGAUGGUGUCUGAAUUGCACCAUUAGACAAUUUGGUACCAGUGCGAUUCUCUUUAUUGACAGAAAGUCAUGGUUGAUGGUGUUACAUUAAUAGUAUGAUCAAAUUGUUUUUGACCAAUCACCUGUAAUGUAUCUAGCAGAAGAACUUUAUAGUUUUAAUGUAUUCGUGUAAAGAAUUUGUGAGUUAUGCUUUUCAAGAUGCUAUAUUUUAAUUGAGGCACUUUUUAGGAGAGAGUGCAUGUCUUUAAGUGCUUAUGCAGAUAUUUAAGUGUAAGUUUGGAAGCUUUCCUCACUGGUAAAAAUACCUUGCUGUUGACGUUUUUGUUGUUUUUAGGGGUGUGGGUAAAAAGCUCAGGAGGAAAGUCUUUUAUAGGGGGUUUGUUGUUUACUGGAAAGGGCUAUCAUUGAAUGAGUUGUAUGAACACCAAAUUACUGGAAAAAAAGGUAUUGAAAAAGUGCAGGAAAGCACAUUGUCCUAGUGUGUAAUAAAACGGCUUUUGCAGUCAAGUUGUAUGUACAGUGUGGUGAGUCUUUGAUGCUUCCAAUAGUUGUUCACAAAGAAGACUUUUGCACCAACACCUAGAGAUCUAUAAAGUUCUUACAUCAUAAGCUAAAAAGCAAUGGCACAUCACUGUUAUCUUAUCACAUGGUCAUAAAGUAUUCAAAAUCUUAUCUGAUACUAGUUUGUCCAUGUUUAAAAAGAAAAGAAAAUGUAAACUUUAUUACCUUGUUACAAUGGUGUUAAUGGUAUUUGAAAAUGGAUUUUCACGGAAGUGGGUGUAUGCUCAAUUAUUAUCAAAUAUGCUCAAUUAUUACCACAAUUUACUUUUUUUGUAGAUCUAUAUUAAACCUGUGAGGAAGUAACAGCAGGAAUUGUGUAGAUUCUGGAAGGUUCCACAAGUUCGAAGAUAAUAUCUUAGAGGGGAAAAACAGGUCCCAGAGUUGUAUGGUCAAGUCAAAGAUAUAAAGGAAUUCAACUCCAGGUGUUCAUUUGGGAGGAAACAGUAAAAUAAAUGACUUAGUGCCAUGACUUAGUGUUAUCAUCAGGGGUGACUAGAAUUUUGUUGGGGAAAGGGGUAAUAAAUAAUUCAUUGGUCUAGUUCUAUGUAAGAUAGAGUGAGGGUUUGUAGUGUAAAGAAAACAGAGUGUUCAUUUGAAGCGACUGAUAAUAGGGACAUUUGUAAUCAAUUUAAGAGUUAAUUGGCCUUAUUUAUUUACUCCCGUAUACCCCAUUAUGAUCGGUCAUUAAAAAAAAAUUAACUUAUGAUUUCCUAUUUCAAUUUUGUUUUGUCGCUGGAAAGCUUUUUUGUGAAUAAAAAAUUGCGGCAGAAUUAAUUCAGAGAUUUAA